AUGGGUGGUCACAGAGGAAAAUUGCAAUGCUCUACAUUCACGAAAGACGAAUGGGGCAAGAUCAAUCAAGACAUGAUUGGUCUCACAAAAAUGGAUUAUGGGAUAGAUAGACUGAAGGGUAAGUGGAACCGUUUACGUAAAGUGCAUCGCUUGUUCGCUAAACUGGUAGGGCAUACAGGUGUUACAUGGGAUCCAAAUACCAACAAAGUUGAUGCUGCUGAGGAAGUUUGGCAACACUUUUUUACGAUAAACAAGGCUGAGUACAAAAUAUUCAAGAAGGAAGGAUGUAAGCAUUAUGCAGUUCUUGGAGAGAUAUUUGGCGGGACUACAGCCAUCGGAGGUUUAGGCAAUGCUUCCACUCAACUUCCUCCAACAUCAGAGGAAGAAAGGCAGAUAGAAGAUGAUUUUCUGAAUAGGGGAAUGCAUGUACGUGCGCAACAAAAUGAUGAUGAAUAUGAUGAAGUUACAAUAAGUAUGAGAAGUGAAGAAACUGAACUUAGGAUGCUUUACCUAAAAGAAAAGCUUGCACACAUGCAAGGAAAAUCGUCUAUUCAAUCUAGCAAUUCUGAAGCCACUAGUCCAGAUCCGUAUUCAACAAAGGUUUGCCUAGACAUCUUAAAUAGUAUGGAAGGAGUGUCUAAUGAAGAUUAUAUGAAAGCAAUGAAGGCUUUUAAGGAUCCAGAUUUUAGGAUGUCAUUUGUGGAGAUGCUAGAAAUUAGGAGAGGACCUAUCUUGAAUCUUCUUUGA
This is a messenger RNA of Diospyros lotus (date-plum), 747 nucleotides long. RefSeq names its product L10-interacting MYB domain-containing protein-like. The record is from RefSeq and is a predicted model, not a curated record. Lineage: Eukaryota; Viridiplantae; Streptophyta; Magnoliopsida; Ericales; Ebenaceae. The transcript has 4 exons. Bases 1 to 747 code for a protein of 248 amino acids.